Messenger RNA from Capsicum annuum, 4260 nucleotides. Its product is annotated as pentatricopeptide repeat-containing protein At1g56690, mitochondrial. The record is from RefSeq and is a predicted model, not a curated record. The coding region runs from base 63 to 2240 and encodes 725 amino acids. The transcript has 7 exons. Gene Ontology annotation, molecular function: protein binding; zinc ion binding; RNA binding. Gene Ontology annotation, biological process: RNA modification. Lineage: Eukaryota; Viridiplantae; Streptophyta; Magnoliopsida; Solanales; Solanaceae.
CAACCGACUUAUCCUUAAUUCCCAUAAGUACCACUUUCGCAUGCCUAAAGUACUACUCCUUCAUGCGACAGUUCCUACUUGUUUUCUGCUCACAAAGAAUCCAACAAAGCUUUGGUUCAUUGAUGCAGCUUUUGUUCUUUGUCCAACAAUGUCGGAAAUACUGUCACACACACCCCAUUACAUCAAAUUCUCAGAUUUCUCAAUUUGCUCGUUUGGGCCAAAUUCAUAAUGCCCGGAAGAUGUUCGAUGAAAUGCCCAACAGAACUGUAACUUCUUGGAACUCAAUAAUCACUGGGUAUUUCCAAAAUCAACAACCCCUUGAAGCUCAGCGUCUGUUUGAUCAAAUGAAUGAACGGAACAUUGUUUCUUGGAAUGGGUUAAUCUCAGGUUAUGUAAAGAAUAGGAUGGUGAAGGAAGCACGAAAGGUGUUUGACAAAAUGCCUCAAAGAAAUGUAAUUUCUUGGACUGCUAUGGUUAGAGGGUAUGUUGAGGAGGGGUUGGUGGAGGAAGCGGAAGCGUUGUUUUGGCGAAUGCCGGAAAAGAAUUUAGUGUCAUGGACUGUGAUGUUAGGUGGGCUGAUUCAAGAAAGGAGAAUUGAUGAGGCUAAAAGGCUUUAUGAUAUGAUGCCAGUGAAGGAUGUAGUUGUGAGGACUAAUAUGAUUUGUGGGUAUUGUCAGGAAGGGAGGUUGGAUGAGGCUCGCGAACUCUUUGAUGAAAUGCCACGAAAGAAUGUGGUUUCUUGGACUGCAAUGGUGUCAGGAUAUGCGCAAAAUGGUAAACUGGAUAUUGCUAGAAAACUUUUUGAAGUCAUGCCUGAGAAAAAUGAGAUAUCAUGGACUGCAAUUGUAAUAAGCUACGUGCAAUAUGGUAGAUUUGAAGAGGCGUGGAAGCUUUUUGAGCUGAUGCCUGUUAGAACAACUCCUGCUUGCAAUGCCAUAAUAUUUGGAGUAGGACAGAAUGGAGAGGUGGCUAAGGCAAGGAUGGUGUUUGAUUGUUUGACGGAGAAAGAUGAUGCAACAUGGAGUGCAAUGAUCAAGGUUUAUGAAAGGAAAGGAUAUGAGUUAGAGGCGCUGAAUUUGUUUCAUCGAAUGCAAGUAGAAGGAUUUAGGCCAAAUUUCCCUUCAUUGAUAAGCAUACUUUCUAUUUGUGCUAGUCUUGCAAGUCUUAAUUAUGGUAGAGAGGUACAUGCACAGUUAAUCAGAACCGACUGUGAUGAUGACGUGUAUGUCUCCUCUGUAUUAAUCACGAUGUACAUCAAAUGUGGUGAUUUCGUCAACGCCAAAUUAAUAUUUAACAGAUUUUCUCCAAAAGAUGUGGUCAUGUGGAAUUCUAUCAUAACAGGUUAUGCUCAACAUGGAUUAGGAGAUAAAGCUCUAGAAGUGUUCAGAGAAAUGUGUUCCUUUGGUAUUAUCCCAGACGAGGUUACCUUUGUUGGAGUUUUAUCUGCAUGCAGCUACACUGGGAAAGUGAAAGAAGGGCAAGAUAUAUUUGAGUCCAUGAAUUCAAAAUAUCGGAUGGAACCAGGAACUGCACAUUAUGCCUGCAUGGUUGACAUGCUUGGUCGAGUUGGCCGGUUGAAUGAGGCGAUGGAUCUGAUCAACAAAAUGACUGUAGAAGCAGAUGCAAUUAUUUGGGGUUCUUUGAUGGGUGCAUGUAGGAUGCAUAUGAACCUAGAUAUGGCAGAAAUUGCUGCAAAGAAACUUAUACAGCUUGAACCCCAGAAUUCUGGGCCCUAUGUCCUACUUUCUAAUAUUUAUGCAUCCAACGGUAAGUGGGCUGAUGUUGCUUCACUUAGGAAGUCGAUGCAGUCUAGGGAAGUGGUUAAAACACCUGGUUGUAGUUGGCUUGAGGCAGACAAAAAAGUGCAUAUGUUUACUGGUGGACAGAGCACACCCCACCCCGAGCAUGAUUCGAUUAUCAAAAUGUUAGAAAAGUUGGGGCCUAUGUUAAGAGAAGCUGGAUAUAUUCCUGAUGGAAGCUUUGCUUUGCAUGAUGUGGAGGAAGAAGAAAAGUUGCAUAGCUUGAAUUAUCACAGUGAGAAACUAGCUGUGGCUUAUGGACUUCUUAAAUUGCCUGAAGGUGUGCCUAUACGAGUAAUGAAAAAUCUCCGGGUUUGUGGUGAUUGUCAUUCUGCUAUUAAAUUAAUUGCUAAAGUCACAGGACGAGAGAUAAUUCUAAGAGAUGCCAACAGAUUUCACCAUUUUAAGGACGGACUAUGUUCCUGCAAGGAUUAUUGGUGAAUGCUUCGUUAUUUGUGUGCAUAAUUCAUUAAAAAGCAGCUUUAGUGGCAAAUAUCAAUAUCCAUGCUAUAGCUCAAGGUUGCUCAGAAUUCAAUGUAACAGUAGUUGUUAAGGAAGAAGACUGUGUGAGGGCUUCACGUGCUGUGCACUGAAGGUUCUAUUUGUCAAGAACUAGUAUUGCUGUGGGGAUUGUUGGACCUGGGCUGAUAGGGGGUACAUUGCUUGACCAGCUCAAGGAUCAGUCAGCUGUCUUAAAGGAAAAAUUCAAACAUUGACUUGUGCGUGAUGAGUAUAAUUGGUAAAAGCUCAAUGCUAUUAAGCGACUCGGGUAGUGAUGACAAGACAGCCUUUUCAAUGUUGAUAGGGGUGUUGAUUUGUCCUAGUGGAAAAAACUGCUAAGUGAAAAGGGGGAAAUGGCUGACUCGAAUAAGUUUGUUCAACAUGUGAGUGAAAAUUAUUUCAUCCCAAACAGUGUUCUAGUGGAUUGCACUGCAGACUCUCAUAUCGCAAGCCAUUACUACUAUUGGUUACAAAGAGGAAUCCUUGUGGUCACCCCAAAUAAAAAGGCUAAUUCAGGACCACUUGACCAGUACUUGAAGGUGAGAGAUCUUCAACGACAAUCAUACACACAUUACUUCUAUGAAGCUACUGUUGGAGCUGGACUACCAAUCAUUAGCACCUUACGUGUUCUUCUUGAAACUGGGGACAAAAUUUUAUGGAUUGAGGGUAUUUUUGGGUUGUGGAACUCUGAGUUACAUAUUUAAUAACUUUACGGGGACAAAAGCUUUUAGCCAAGUGGUGAAGGAGGCGAAAGAGGCUGGUUAUACUGAGCCAGAUCCAAGGGAUGACCUAUCUGGAACAGAUGUUGCCAGAAAGAUAUUGACUGAUAUAGGUUUUAAAUGUUUUCGUUCACUGUUAUCAAGUGUUAACCUGACAGAAGAUCUUCUUUUCCUUUGUGUUCGAUGCUUGAUGAAAUUUCCAACCAUGACUUAGUGUUGCAGAAACAAUAUCUGUCAUUUUACUUCUAUACUGAUCCCACCUUGAUGGGUUUACGCAUUUGUGCUGAUUUCCUUCCCCGCCUUAGAAAUGAAGACUAAGUUUUAUUUUUGAAUUUGCUGGUUCCCCUCUCUUUUAAAUAGAUUGACAAGAAAACCAACUACCUGGAUAUUGAUGCUACACAAAUCAUGGUUUGAUGAUUUUUGAUGUGCAAUAACUUUCCUGUUCCAGGUGAUAAUUCUUGCUAGAGAAAGUUCACUGGACCUAGAGCUUUCAGAUAUCCCUGUUCAGAGCCUUGUGCCAGAACCUUUAAGGGUGACUGCAUAUCUUAUAUACAUGCAACAUUAACUGGAAAGGCAUAUUUGUCUCUAUGAAGUGAUAUUUGGUGGAUUUCUCAGGCUACCGUGUUUGCCGACGACUUUCUGCACGACCUGCCAAAAUUUGAUGAAGAGUUAUCUAAACAGAGGCAGGUGGCUGAAGAUGAAGGAGAAGUCUUGAGGUAUGUUGGAGUAGUUGAUGUUGUCAACGGAAAAGGACUGUUGAAUUGAGGAGAUACAAAAAGGAGCAUCCAUUCACACAACUCUCUGGAUCGGACAACAUAAUUGCAUUCACUACUGAAAGAUAUUGUAAGCAACCUCCAAUAGUUCGUGGUCCAAGAGCUGGGGCUGAAGUGACAGCAGGCGGAGUAUUCAGUGAUAUUUUGCGACUUGCCUCAUAUCUUGGUGCUUCAUCAUAACUCAUGAUGCUUUUCCCCCUAAUCCUAAUUCUGCAUUUCAUCUGGUCAUAUGGCCUGCUCCUAGUAUAGCAGUUAUAUAGUUAAAUGAUUGGUGUGUAAUUGUGAGCAACUCAUAGUGUUGCGGAAUAUGUAACAUGGCGCUUAUCAUCGUAGGUUGCUUAUUUAGGAAUAAGUCUUGAUAGUUAUUAAAGCUUAUUAUGGUCCUGAUGGACAUAUCCUGUAGGGGAUACAUCUUGUUGGUGAAUGUUGAUGCUCUAUGUCAAUGCAAUUAAUGAACUGUUCAAGCUU